Messenger RNA from Rhinolophus ferrumequinum (greater horseshoe bat), 5166 nucleotides. It is a transcript of the gene ITPRIP, whose product is annotated as inositol 1,4,5-trisphosphate receptor interacting protein. Gene Ontology annotation, molecular function: protein kinase inhibitor activity. The transcript has 2 exons. Bases 671 to 2329 code for a protein of 552 amino acids. The record is from RefSeq and is a predicted model, not a curated record. Gene Ontology annotation, cellular component: membrane. Lineage: Eukaryota; Metazoa; Chordata; Mammalia; Chiroptera; Rhinolophidae.
UGGUGAGUUAUUUUAAUCUAUUCAACCUGCAAAAGAGAAAAGGGACGGGGUUGUAUCUCGAUUUUUAUUUCCUUCCAGGGACAAAAGAGGUAGCCCCAGGAAUCCGCGGCUUGUAAAACGCGCCGCGGAAAAGGCACAGUUGACUAGCUGUGACUUAACCCCUUCCGUUCCGCGGGCCUGGACUGGCUUUUAAGGACGUCCUCCUCAACUCCUUGUCGACUCGCCCCAGUUUAUUCCAGUGGCCAGAUCUCAUCUCUCCCGUUCACCCUUCAAUUCUACUGUACCCUCUGGAGUUCCUAAGGGUGUCAAUGGGCAGACUUCCGCGGCGGACCCUGGGCCCGGCCUCUCUAACUCGAACAGUCCUCCUUAAGGAGCUUCUGCGGACGAGAGUAGAGGCGGGUGUUUUGUUCUUAUAAGGAGGAAAAGUUUCAGUGACAUCCAGGAAAUGAGUAACUCCGACGCUCUUUAGAGCCCGGCUGAUGGAGGCCAGAAGGCGGGAGCCUGCCUGGGUAUCGCCGCCCCCGACCCUCUAAUUGCCCCGCAGUACGCGGCACCUCAUCCGCUGCCAAACUGUGGGCCCAGGCCCUGGGGACCCGCGAGUGCAGCCUGGGCCCACGCGGUCCUCCCCACAACGGGGAGCGGGAACGAAGGCUACAAGAGAGCUCCAGCCAUGGCACUGGGGCUCUUCCGGGUGUGUCUGGUGGUGGUGACAGCCAUCAUCAACCACCCACUGCUGUUCCCACGGGAGAACGCCACGGUCCCCGAGAACGAGGAGGAGAUCAUCCGCAAGAUGCAGGCACAUCAGGAGAAGCUGCAGCUGGAGCAACUACGCCUGGAAGAGGAAGUGGCACAGCUGGCGGCCGAAAAGGAGGCCCUGGAGCGGGUGGCAGAAGAGGGCCAGCAGCAGAAUGAGAACCGCACGGCCUGGGACCUGUGGAGCACUCUCUGCAUGAUCCUCUUCCUGGUGAUCGAGGUGUGGCGGCAGGACCACCAGGACGGGCCAUCGCCCGAGUGCCUGGGUGGUGACGAGGACGAGCUGCCUGGCCUGGCGGGCUCCCCGCUCCGAGGCCUCACCCUGCCCGACAAGGCCACGCUGGACCACUUUUAUGAGCGCUGCAUCCGGGCGGCUACAGCCGACGCUGCCCGCACCCGCGAGUUCGUGGAAGGCUUCGUGGAUGACUUGUUGGAAGCCCUGAGGAGCCUCUGCAGCCGGGACACAGACAUGGAGGUGGAGGACUUCAUUGGCGUGGGCAGCAUGUACGAGAACUGGCAGGUGGACAAGCCACUGCUGUGCCACCUCUUUGUGCCCUUCAUACCUCCUGAGCCCUACCACUUCCACCCAGAGCUCUGGUGCUCCGGCCGCUCAGUGCCCUUGGAUCGCCAGGGCUAUGGCCAGAUCAAGGUGGUCCGGGCUGACGAGGAUACGCGGGGCUGUAUCUGCGGCAAGACCAAACUCGGGGAAGACAUGCUGUGUCUCCUCCACGGCAAGAACAACCUGCUGCGGCCCGGCAGCGAGGUGGAAGACCCAUUGUGUGCCAAAGGUUCCCCAUACCUGAACACAAUGCAGGUCAUGAAGUGGUUCCAGACAGCCCUCACCAGAGCCUGGCACCGCAUCGCCCACAAGUAUGAGUUCGAGCUGGCCUUUGGCCAGCUGGACACCCCAGGGUCCCUCAAGAUCAAGUUCCGCUCGGGGAAGUUCAUGCCCUUCAACCUGAUUCCUGUGAUUCAGUGUGAUGACUUGGACCUAUAUUUUGUCUCCCACCUUCCCAGGGAGCCCUCUGGGGGGACCCCGGUGUCCAGCACUGACUGGCUCCUGUCCUUCGCUGUCUACGAGCGACACUUCCUCAGGACCACAUCAAAGGCACUGCCCGAGGGUGCCUGCCACCUCAGCUGCUUGCAGAUUGCUUCCUUCUUGCUCUCCAAGCAGAGCCGCCUGACCGGCCCCAGUGGGCUGAGCAAUUACCACCUGAAGACGGCCCUGCUGCACCUCCUGCUCGCCCGGCGGGCAGUGGACUGGAAGGCCGGGCUCCUUGAAGCUCGUCUGCAUGAGCUGCUCUGCUUCCUGGAGAAGAGCCUGCUCGAGAAGAAGCUCUAUCACUUCUUCAUCGGCAAUCGCAAGGUUCCUGAGACCAUGGGACUCCCUGAGGCCGUGCGAAGGGCCGAGCCUCUCAACCUCUUCCGGCCCUUCGUCCUGCAGCGAAGCUUCUACCGGAAGACAGUGGACUCCUUCUAUGAGAUGCUCAAGAAUGCCCCAGCACUCAUUAGCGAGUACUCCCUACAUAUCCCCACAGACCAUGCCAGCCUGCCCCAAAAAGCUGUUGUCUCAUAGAGCAGCCAGGACCUCGAGGGCCAAGACACAGGGCAUCCCACCUGUAUACAGUCCUGGGGGCAUCGACAGGCCCUAUCCUAGGAAGAUGGCAGGCUUUGUUGGGAGGCCUGGCGCAGCCUGCCAGGAAAGCCAGGCCCUAUCGUGUGCAGGAAACAGAAUAUCAAGCCAGAAGCUGGUUUGCUUUCAUGCUAUUGGGGCCUGCUGGUGAAGCUAUUUGGGUUUGGGGACUGAUCCUUUGCAGGUUGCUUUUGGAUCAUCACGAAUGGCCAAGAUGAUGAUGGAACACUCUGUAGACACUGAGUUAGAGAGAACGCAACAACAAUUUGGGUGUAAUUCUUUUUACAUCCUAGGUCCAGUCUUUACUUGAAUAUCAACAGGAAUGCUGAUCGACAGGAAUGCUGACAGGGAUCCAUGUUAAGACCCUCACCUCUGUUUCCAGUAACACUUGACCCCGGCGUCUGCAACCAAAGCACUAAUAGGGACAGGUGUGGGAAUUCGCAACCUUCCAUCCACAGCCUGCACAAAAGGGGUCCCACUGUGGCUGCCAUUUUUUAUAUUAUUUGGAGUAAAGAUCUAGUAGAGAUUCAAGGCCCCAAAUGGCUAGUCUCUGUUGCAUAGAGGUGGGUACUUAGGGCAGGGAGUUUUCAGUUGACCACUGUUUCAGCUGCACAUGUCAUUCAAGGUGCAAACCCUUCUCUCUGCCUCUCCCCCAGCACAUCACUGUGGGGGCCACAUACCACGCCAGGUCCAAGCUCAGUGGCCCCUCACCCCUCUCUAUUCUCUCCACAGCUGAUCUCUCUGACCAUUAGUGUGGUACAGGAGGGCAGACGCUGAAGGCCGAAGCUGAUAAAGAGAGGCACAGGGUGGGGUGAAGGACAGCCUGGCAUCCAGGGUGCUGGGGGUUUGGCUUGCAAUCUGGCCUCUGAUACCCAGUUCAGAGGAAGUUUGCAGAGCUGAGAGGUGAGGGAUGCUGUAGCCCUGAGUCCUCAAGGUCCCAAUCCUAGAGCAGGCCAGGCCUGGCAACAAGAGCUGCCGUGGAAACCCAGCUCCCAUCUGCAGGCCCCCAAACCCCCUCAGCUGUUCACUCCAGCGGGGCUCCCUCACUGCACAGAAUCCCUUUCUGGGUGGUUCUUGCUGGCUGCAUGGAUAACCAAGACCCAAAGAGCCUGACAGAGAUUCAGCUGACUGGGAACACACAGGAACAGCACUGCGGGCAUAGUCCCAGGCUUCAGAGGCCACCUUGGCACUACUGGGAGCUGCGGUGACUUGGCAAGCACCAGAGCCUGCAGUUGGAGCUGGCCUGUCUCCGAGCGUGGUUUAGGCGGGUUGGGAAACCAUUCCCCCACUUGUGGCUUCACUGGUCCUUUGGGAUUUCUUUUUUUGGCAUUGCCUCAGUAACCCUUGCAGAGGGUCAAAGCAGCACAAGAAUGAAUGUGCCUUCACCAGCACGUGGGUUCACCUUUCAGGGUGUAAGCUGGCCAUGCCUCCCAGACAGCAUACCCAGUUCCAUGGAGGUGUCAGGCUCACCACGAACUGAAGAAAAGAUCCUGUCCCUACCCCUGGAGUGCUGUCAGCUAGCCUCAGAGUGCUUAAGAAGAUGGACAGUUUUCCUGGCAGGCUCUAUUCAGGGUGGGAGGCUCAGCUGUGAUGGGGCACUGACGUCUGUAGAAAGCCUUCCGUGUGAGCUGGACGUAGACAGAACAGUACUUGGGUCUCCCCCUUCUCACCCCCGAGUCUGCCAGGAUGCAUUUCCAAAAUUGGGGUGAAUUUUCUUAUUUAUUAUCGCCUCUUCAUCCUAUUUCAUUGUGCGUAGAAGAGAUCCCAGCAACCAAGAACCAGCCUCCAGAAGCCAAGACCAAGCCUGACUCUCCUUCAGCUUCCCCUUUGCUUCCAGAAGAAAAUUCAUUGAAAAAAAUACCUUCUGGCUUCUUGUUUAUACAGGGGCCAGAACUCAGUGGGAAAAUGGAGAUAUUUUAUGCACCCAAACUGCUUAUGGAGCAGAAAGUAGCAGGGCUCUUGGUGUUUCAUGCUGCCUUAUUUAUAUUAAAGAAAGAAUUCUUGCAAGGAGUAGUAACUGGUCACGUGCUUGUUUUUAACUUCAGGAAAUCGGUGAGGUUCCUGAGGGAGGUAAAUUUCCUAUUGACGAGCAGAAGCUUUCACUCUUUUUUAUCCUUAUGCUUUCAGGAAACUUUUAAAAAAUAGCAAAAUAGAACAUUUCUAGCCCAUCUUUGAGGCAGCCUGGAGAGUUCCAGAAAGGUCCUCUGAAAGCCGGCUCUAGGGUGGAGUCCAGCACCUUGUUUGAUAGAGUUUGGUGUGUGCCAAAAAAUGUGGGAGCUGGAAGUAAUGUGAAGCUUUUGGUUUUCUAGAAAAGAGCCUGUCUUUUAAAUGGAAGCGUUUUAGUCCUUCAGGGCACUUAGGCCUUUCCACUAUGGACAACCCAGCCGUCUUUCUCCGAGGUACCUCUUUUCCUUCCCAAGGUCGCGUGGCUUUUACCCAGCAUCUGCUCACUUGCUGUGCAGAACGUUCUAGGACUGCAUUGUGCUGAGCCUCUUGACAAGGCUGAAACGAGUAGUGUGGCCCAAGGCCAAGAGGUUGGUUAGGUUGGGAAGGGUCUUGCAUCCUCAAAAGCCCCAGCCCCUUUCUGCCUUGCUAAAGCACAGCCCGGGUUGAGAACCUGAGGCCGGCACUUUGGUUCAUAAUCAAGGGUGUCAUCAGAAUUACCUGGAGAGCUUGAUCAAAUGCCCACACCCCACGUUGAACCUACAUGGCACCCAGGUAAGGCUCUACUUCUAAACUAAAGCUCCCUCAAGUGACUGAUGACAUCCCUAGUUGACGAU